AUGGGUCGCUGUGAAGUUGUCCGUUGGUUUCUGAAAUCCGGAUGGGCCGACGUCAAGGCCAAACACGAUAUCGGGGGGGCUGAAAUCGACAUCAAGGGGAAGGCCAGUACUACGCAGCUCAGUUAUGCAGUUCUACGAGAUCAUUUGCCUAUUGCUAAGAUGUUUCUGUCGAUGGGUGCAGAGGUGAAUACAAUUCACGAGGAGGAGUGGACGCCCCUUCAUGUUGCUGUGAGGAGUGGGCAGGAGGAAAUAGUGAGUCUUGCUGAAAAGCAGGUUAUUAGACUGAUCCGGUAG
Messenger RNA from Aspergillus tanneri, 294 nucleotides. RefSeq names its product ankyrin repeat domain-containing protein. Lineage: Eukaryota; Fungi; Ascomycota; Eurotiomycetes; Eurotiales; Aspergillaceae. The record is from RefSeq and is a predicted model, not a curated record. Gene Ontology annotation, molecular function: protein binding. The coding region runs from base 1 to 294 and encodes 97 amino acids. The transcript has 2 exons.